Jaculus jaculus (lesser Egyptian jerboa) is the source of this 4667-nucleotide messenger RNA. It is a transcript of the gene Chrnb2, whose product is annotated as cholinergic receptor nicotinic beta 2 subunit. The transcript is spliced from 6 exons. Gene Ontology annotation, biological process: chemical synaptic transmission; nervous system process; regulation of membrane potential. The record is from RefSeq and is a predicted model, not a curated record. Gene Ontology annotation, molecular function: acetylcholine-gated monoatomic cation-selective channel activity; transmembrane signaling receptor activity. Gene Ontology annotation, cellular component: postsynaptic membrane; synapse; neuron projection. The coding region runs from base 29 to 1522 and encodes 497 amino acids. NCBI's taxonomy places the organism in Eukaryota, Metazoa, Chordata, Mammalia, Rodentia, Dipodidae.
CGGCCAGGCGGCGCGCUAUGACCGCGGCAUGGCCGGGCGCCCCAGCUCCAUGGCGCUGCUGCUCAGCUUCGGCCUUCUCUGCCUGGGCUCAGGAGUGUGGGGUACAGACACAGAGGAGCGGCUGGUGGAGCAUCUCCUAGACCCCUCCCGCUACAAUAAGCUGAUCCGCCCGGCCACCAACGGCUCGGAGCUGGUGACCGUACAGCUCAUGGUCUCACUGGCCCAGCUCAUCAGUGUGCAUGAGCGUGAGCAAAUCAUGACCACCAACGUCUGGCUGACCCAGGAGUGGGAGGAUUAUCGCCUCACCUGGAAGCCUGAAGACUUCGACAACAUGAAGAAAGUCCGGCUCCCUUCCAAGCACAUCUGGCUCCCAGAUGUGGUCCUGUACAACAACGCCGACGGCAUGUACGAGGUGUCCUUCUACUCCAACGCGGUGGUCUCCUACGACGGCAGCAUUUUCUGGCUGCCCCCAGCCAUCUACAAGAGCGCGUGCAAGAUCGAGGUGAAGCACUUCCCGUUCGACCAGCAGAACUGCACCAUGAAGUUCCGCUCGUGGACCUACGACCGCACCGAGAUCGACCUGGUCCUCAAGAGUGACGUGGCCAGCCUGGACGACUUCACGCCCAGCGGCGAGUGGGACAUCGUGGCGCUGCCAGGCAGGCGCAACGAGCACCCGGACGACUCCACGUACGUGGACAUCACGUACGACUUCAUCAUCCGCCGCAAGCCGCUCUUCUACACCAUCAACCUCAUCAUCCCCUGCGUGCUCAUCACGUCGCUGGCCAUCCUCGUCUUCUACCUGCCGUCCGACUGCGGCGAGAAGAUGACGCUGUGCAUCUCCGUGCUGCUGGCGCUCACCGUCUUCCUGCUGCUCAUCUCCAAGAUCGUGCCGCCCACCUCGCUGGACGUGCCGCUCGUGGGCAAGUACCUCAUGUUCACCAUGGUGCUGGUCACCUUCUCCAUCGUCACCAGCGUGUGCGUGCUCAACGUGCACCACCGCUCGCCCACCACGCACACCAUGGCGCCCUGGGUCAAGGUGGUCUUCCUGGACAAGCUGCCCGCGCUGCUCUUCCUGCAGCAGCCGCGCCAACGUUGCGCGCGACAGCGCCUGCGCCAGCGCCGACGGCAGCGCGAGCGCGAGGGCGCAGGCGCGCUCUUCUUCUGGGAGGGCCCGGGGUCGUCCGAAGACCCCUGCCCUUGCUUCGUCAACCGCGCGUGCGCGCCGGGCUGGGCUGCGGCGGCCGGGACGACGUCGGCGGGUCGCGGGCGCUGCGGGUGCGGUCUCCGGGAAGCGGUGGACGGCGUGCGCUUCAUCGCGGACCACAUGCGGAGCGAGGACGACGACCAGAGCGUGAGGGAGGACUGGAAGUAUGUUGCCAUGGUGAUCGACCGCCUGUUCCUCUGGAUCUUUGUCUUCGUGUGUGUCUUUGGCACCAUCGGCAUGUUCCUACAGCCUCUCUUCCAGAACUACACGGCCGCCACCUUCCUCCACCCAGACCACUCGGCUCCCAGCUCCAAGUGAGACCUCGCUCAUCUCUGCCCCUCACCUCUUGACCCCUAGGGUUCAGUAGCACCGGGUGGAAGAUGGAGGCAGGGUGCUGCCCCCACAGAUCCGUCCCCGUACUCCCCCGGAGCCCUGCCUCGCACCUCUGUCCACACGGCCCACCGCUCCGGAGGCUGGCCCGGCUGUCUUGCUUUCAGGCUGCCCUCUCUCCGUCCUGCGCCAACGCGGGCAGCGGUGCGCGUGGCCGCGGCAAAGGAAGGGAAGUGGAAGCCAGAGAUGUCAGAGCUGGCCACCCCAGGACGGUGCUGGAGAAGGAACCAGGAAGGCGAUAGAGUCGUGUGUGGCCUCCAAGUCACAGAAGAACGGUGGGAAUUGGGGCCCAGUCACCGCAGGCCUGGCUGUGGGGCUCAGGCGGGAGAGGCCGUGUGACUGAGGGGUCCAGAGCCCGGCCUCGGGUCCACUUCCCCCCGGGUGCAGAAUUCUCCGAACCCCUAGACUUCCUUCUCCUUCCUUCCCCACUUGGGAAAGGCUAGGUAUUAGGGGUAUCUUCGAGUGGCCAGCCUGGAGUCUGAGGUCCACAGGCUUGAACUUGCUGAGAAGGACAGUUCACAGGUGGCCGCCAGGACUUCACAGUGCUGGAUUUGAGCUGGAGCCCUGUUGAAGAUGAGGCGACGUGGCUGGUGACUUUUGACUGGCUGUUCGAAGGAGGCGUUAUGUUAACUUCAGUCGGAUUCAGCCUCUCUGGUCGCAGCAGAGCUGGGCUGGGCAGGGCCGGGGAGCCGGCUGUGGAGGCCAACUGAGAGGGGCAGACAGCCAGACUUGGUCACAACAGUGUUGGCGCCUGCUCCAUUUUCCCCUUCACCGCUGUGCCGUCCUUCCAACCCUGGCUCCAAGUCCCCGCCUCUGCCACCUCUGGGCAGGCUGAAGCAGAGCCAGAAGACGACGGCUGUCUUGCCACUGGUGCAGAGACCGCAGCUCCCACCUGCCAGAAUGGCUUCUUGGGCAUCUCUUCUUGGUGGCAGUGGGGAUAUCCCCCCUCUUCUGGAGCAAGAAGCCGAAGCCGCCCAUCCCCAUGGUCGCUAGAGGCUGCAUGGCCCUCUGGUCUGCUGGCCCGGGGGAAACAGACCUGUUUAGAGAUCUCCUACCGCCACCUGAACCACGUGGCUGCCUCGUAGUCCCAGCCUGAGCCAGCAGAUGGCGGGGUCACCGAGGGGUCUGGAGUACCAGUGCAUCCAAGGCAUGUGGCCCAACAGGCCAUUCUGACUCUGGAGCCCAGUGGGGACUGUGGUUUUCCCAGGCACAGUGGAAGCAGAGGCCACGCUGGUGGGAGGGGAGGCGACACGCACAGGUAGUGGGGGCUGGGCAGGGAUCCCUGAGCUCUGGUCCUGGCUCUGCUGCUGUCUUAAGCAGGUCCGUUCCCCCCCCCCCCCCGUGACUUGUGAGGUCGCAGCUUCCUUUCCUGUGACGUAGAGAGCGUGCCUUGUCAUCUUGCGGAUGAAGGAUGCUUGCGGAACAUCUGGGAGGCCACGUCAGAGCCUGUGGGACGGGCACGCGACUGGCCAGCCAGCCCUGUUCGCGGAUCUGUCCUUGCCUUCCCUCUUCCUUGAGCAGAUCAAGUUUCUCUGAGCAGGGCCUGGGUCUGGGGGAGGAGGGUCUGUGGCUGGAGAGAAAUCACCCUCAAGUCUGGUGCGGGAGUGGCCCUCUCAGCCAAGCUUCUCCUCACCCUGGGGCAGAGCCCUUGUCCCGGCCCACUCAUGGCUCGGGAGAAAGCACCCAGGAGUGCCCCCCCCCCCAGGGCGCCGUUAGACCUCCACCACCCUCCUCGGACCCCGCGGCUGCUCUUUGACUUGACUCCUUCCUGCAAGUGGCUGUUGUGAAGUUGGCCACCAAGGAGCAUUCGUGAGCAGCUCCUCUAACUCUUGGCUGUGACCCUGUUGAAGUCGUUGAAACUGGGGCCCCCCGGGCGGUGGUCUGCCAGCCGACCUGGGAACGUACAGAGCGGCGCCCACCUCGGGAAGCGGCUCCCCUUGUUUGUGCACUGGGAAUGGCAGCGGGCGGGCUGGGGCAGGGCGGGAGCCAGGGCACGGGAAGCGCCGUGGGGCAGUGCCAGUCCCUCCACUUGGGUGCAGUCAUCCAGGGGUCAUCGCAACGGGAGGGGAGGAGAUGGGGCAAUGGGAGAAGAGUGAGCCUUCGAGGACACUGAAGCUUUGGGGAGCCCUGGGCCCUGUCACUUCUGUGCACUCUGACCUGGACCCUUGCGAUGUCGGGGGGGGGGGGGGACUCCCCCUUACCUCCUUCCACACGUCCCUUCUGCCCCUGGGGACCCCGAGGCGCCCAGCUAGGUAGGGGCCAGCCCCGAGGGAGGCUGCAGGUUUGAGGAGGUAGGUGAGAAGCCCAAGUGGGUACCCGGGGCAAGAGGGACACUGACCCAAGGAGCUGGCGAGCCUCAUCGUGGACGAGGCCGCCGCGGCCUGGCAGCGCUCUUUGCCGGGCAAGGGUUCCCAGGCUGCCCAUCUUGGUGAGGUCUGCAGGCUCGGAAAGCUGCCCGUGAUGGGACAUGGGGGCCCUUCAGAUGGUGCUGCGGGGGUGGGGGGGAAGAGAGCUUGGGGCGCGGCUACUAGGCCUGGCGAGGACUCAGAGCCCCCCGCGCCGGCCCUGGUGGUUCAGUCUCCCCGCGUCCCGCGCGGUCCUGCAGGGGAGGCGGCGCCGCGCCCAGAAAAGCGGGGCUGUUUGGUACCAGCUCUGGCUUGCCUUCCGCGUGGCCUUUGGGACGGGUGGCGAAUGCCCUAGGGAGGGUAAGCCCAGGCAUUCGGGGCCGUCUGAAUUAAUCAUCCUCCAAGCCAGAGCAACAUGUUGCGGUUGUCACCCCGUUUCCAGGAGGAAGUGGGCUGCUGCCAUUACAUCACCCAGCUUCCCACGCGCCACACCUGGCGGGCAGAGCACGCAGCCACCUGGGCGCGCCUUUGUCCCAACGAGCCCGAGAAGUUAGCCAGGGUGCUGGUCACGCGGUUCCCGAGGGACCGGAGCUCUGGGAACCCUCAGCACACCUCACUCACCUUGUCUGUGGCUCACUUGUCUCCCUGCAUCAUCCCCCCCGUCCCCCCCCCCCCCCCGUCUCCACUUCUAGAAUAUUCGCACUGCUCUAGUUGCCCACAACACCCGU